GACAGCUUUGAAUCAGCAGAUGAGCAGGAGAGUGAGGGACAUCAGGAGGAGACUGUGAAGCUCAGCGAGGACAGAGUCUGGCUCAGUGUUUGCAUUUUUCUUCAUCAGGACAAGAUUUGACUAUUAUCUUCCCCCUCAGUGUAUCAUCACCUUGCAUCAAGUCUCCAUUGCUAUGAGGGAAGUGACAGAAGUACAAAUCCAGCUGUGACUCAGAGAGGGGAUCAUAUCAACAUCAGUGUGACUACAGAAAACUCCAGAGUGAGGGUAGAAGUCUUUUCUUUCUCUUAUUAGAGGACACAUUUGUGCAAAGAGUCUAAAGUAAAGAUGCUGUGGAGUCUGUUGUUCAUCACUUUGAUUGGAAGAUCAACUCAACAGGAUCGAGGAUGUAGUCCAGGCUGGGAAACUAUCAAACUGGAUGACAAAGUGGCAUUUCAGUCUUCAGUCUACACAGCCAGUGGUGUCAACUACACUGCUGACAGAGCUUUGGACGGAGAUAAUACGACAGGUUCUCACACUGUACCACAGCCCAUCAGCUGGUGGACAGUUGACUUAUUGGGUCUAUAUGAAAUUUCCUGCAUCAGCAUUUACAACGUAAAUCAAGACAAUAUUGAUCUAAGAGGGGCUCGGAUCCUCAUCGGGAACUCAUCCGAGAGAAAUGCUGCUGACACCACUGAGUGUGCAACAAUCAACACAACUACUAGUGGAGAAAAUAAUACAUUUAAUUGUGAAAAUGGACCAAAGUGGGGGCGUUAUGUAACUGUGUACAAAAACACAUCUGGGUUUGUAAUUCUGUUUGAGGUGACGAUGAAAGGCAGAAACAAAGAGCCAUUUAAACUGAUUAAAGAGAACAAGACAUGGGAAGACGCCCUGUACCACUGCAGAGAGGAACACAUGGAUCUGGUUUCCAUCCUUGAUAAAGAGACCCAGGGCCGGGUUGGGUUGGAGGCUCAGAAGGCUGACACUCCCUUUGUCUGGAUGGGCCUUCAAUACAUCUGUGGCUUCGGCUUCUGGAUCUGGCUUCAGUUUGUUGACAAACGCGAACACACUUUGCACUAG
Molecule: messenger RNA, 1056 nt
Organism: Oreochromis niloticus (Nile tilapia)
Lineage: Eukaryota; Metazoa; Chordata; Actinopteri; Cichliformes; Cichlidae
Product: fucolectin-5-like
Exons: 8
Coding region: 325-1056 (243 amino acids)
Source: RefSeq, a predicted model, not a curated record